AUGUCUGGAUUACCUGCUGCCUUCCGUCGUCUGCAGCUGGGCGGCGGUAAAGACGACGAACUGCCACGAAAGUAUAUGACCCGAGUCGACGUGGAAGACCACAUAGUUCCUCUGUGGGAGCAUGUAUCGCAGGAGGAGGCUGAGUCGGUGGAUCGGGCUUCGGCCGAUGUCGCGCUGGAGUACCGCUACAGCCUAGAGAGCUUCAUCCAACGUUCUUCCAUUACGAGUGAAGUCACGGUGUCAUCUUAUGCCGACGACUUCAGUCGUUUAUCCGAGUCGGAAGUGGAGGAAAACGAUAUACGCGGCGUUUAUUUGGGCGAUUUACCCAACAUCCGUGUCAAACCCGGCGUGCUUGACCCGGAGGCGCAUCCUGUAUGCGUCGAGGGGGUAACCAUCCACGGAGGCACUGUGGAAUGCGUGGAUAUGUCCCCAUAUCGCGAACAGUUCGCGGUUCUAGACUACGAGUGGUUUCUAGGUCUGGACUACAAUUGCGCAGAUCGGUAUGACCCCGAUUGCGUCGGCAGAGGUCCCACGUUUAUGCUGCCAUUCGAUGCCGUGGGGAAAUAUGUAUUCUGCCGAGCCCAUCGCCGGGUGGAGCACCAGGCCGUCGACGAGUUCAGCAAGCCCAAAGUGGGCGUGUACGACCCGCACGUAUCCGCUGCCACCAAGGCCGGCUACGUCCCACACCCUCAGUUCUACAUCCUCGAAAGCCUCGCUCAGGGCUCCUAUCGCACGGAAGCGCAGCUGCAUUUCGACGACGACCUCUCACGCGGCGUUGUGUCGUCACCGGGUGAGAAUGGUGGCCGUAUCGAAUUGACGGUGGACUUCAACGGCGUCACGUUGAAGGAUCGAGAUUCACAACAGACAGAGUCGUGCUCUGUAACAAACAUGCGGAAGGUGUACAAUUCUCGUGUGUUUGGAGGUGAUGGAGGCGUUGCGUCGUUGGAAUUUGCGGACUUUGAGGUGGAAGAGGCUGGCAAAUCGACAAACGGAUUGCUUCUUAGCAUACACAAGUGCAGCCCGUUGGUGUGUUACGUAUUUUUGAAGUUCACCGACGACUGGAAAUGUCUGUUUACUCUUUUCAUCCUCUCAAGCUUUCGCUGCCAGAAGGCUCUAGGCUGUGACACCGAGUACUGGAACUCCAAACUCGUUGACGCGGACGUGUUUAGCGUUCGCGAGCUGUUCCGAGAAUCCGUAUUUCUCUGA
This is a messenger RNA of Babesia bigemina, 1206 nucleotides long. RefSeq lists its product as hypothetical. Bases 1 to 1206 code for a protein of 401 amino acids. The transcript has 6 exons. Lineage: Eukaryota; Apicomplexa; Aconoidasida; Piroplasmida; Babesiidae. The record is from RefSeq and is a predicted model, not a curated record.